This is a messenger RNA of Plasmodium relictum, 2475 nucleotides long. RefSeq names its product mRNA-decapping enzyme subunit 1, putative (gene DCP1). The coding region runs from base 1 to 2475 and encodes 824 amino acids. Gene Ontology annotation, biological process: deadenylation-independent decapping of nuclear-transcribed mRNA; positive regulation of catalytic activity; deadenylation-dependent decapping of nuclear-transcribed mRNA. The record is from RefSeq and is a predicted model, not a curated record. Gene Ontology annotation, cellular component: P-body. NCBI's taxonomy places the organism in Eukaryota, Apicomplexa, Aconoidasida, Haemosporida, Plasmodiidae. The transcript has a single exon. Gene Ontology annotation, molecular function: enzyme activator activity; mRNA binding.
AUGAAAAAGAAAAAUAAUAUUUCCACAAAUUACGGAAAACUAAAAGGUCGUUUUAAUCGUUAUGAUAUGAACGGUUCUUAUAAUUUUAAUGAGAAUAAAAAAGGUAUAGGAAAUAAUUUGGUUAAUGAUUUGAAAAAUUAUAGAAAUGAAGAAAAUUAUAAUCAUAAUAAUAGUAUUAAUUCUUUAAUUGGGCAUACUAAUGCGAAUGUAAAUUACAAUAAUGGAAAUAAUAAUUAUUAUUCACAUAAUUAUAAAUAUAAUAAGAAUUCUUAUCCUUAUGAUUAUAAUUCAUAUCAUCCAAAGAAAAUAUAUGAAUACAAAGAAAAAUUCAAAAAUUCUAAUCAUAAUAAUAAUGCAUAUAACAAUAAUACUAUAUUAGAAAAUAGAAAUAAUAUGUCUACUUUAAAUUCAUCAAAUAUAUCGAAUAAAAUAAAUAAAGAAAGCGAUGGUAAGAAAAGUGAAGGAGCUAAUGAUGAUUCUGAGGAUGAAAAUAAUAAAAGCAAUGAUGAUGAAAAUAUAAAUGAGGAAGUGAGUUUAUUAAGAGAAAAAAUAUGCUUUAAAAUGUUAAAAAGUAUUGAUAUAUAUAUAACUGAAAUAAUUAUGAAAUCGUGCUUUGUAACUGUAUAUAAAAUGAAAGAAGAUGAAUUAAAAUGGACGAGAGCAGAUAUUGAAGGAUUUUUAUAUAUUGUAAGAAGAUCAGUUACUCCUUUUUAUAGAUUAAUAAUUACAAAUAAAAAAAAUGAAAAACAUUUGUUACAAGAUAUAAAUGCAAAUAUUAAUUUAUCAACAGAUCAAAAUUAUAUUUUUUAUAGAAUUUUCAAUGAAGAAAAUAAUACCAAAAGCAUUUAUAGUCUUUGGUUCUACAGUACUGAAGAAAAAGAAAAAAUUUACAAAAUGUUAGAAGAAUUAGUUGAAAAAGCUUGUCAAGAAAAAAAUUAUUUAGAUAACAAUAGCAAAAGUAGCAGUAGUAAUUAUAAUAAAAAUGUAAAUUUUAUAUUUACUAAAAAUAACAAUAUGAAUGAUAACAUGACUGUGGUAACAAAAACAGAAGAAAAUUUAAAAAACCUAAAUAAUUUUUAUAGUAAAAAGGAGGAUAAUAAAAUAAAUAAAUCUAAGGAUAUAGAAAAUAAUAUCAAUAAUAAUGUUAAUAAUUCUUUAAUUUUAAAAAAUACACAGAGUGAAGAAAAUUCUGAUAAUGUUUUAAAAAAGAGUAAGUCAAAUAAUAAUUAUGCUUCUAUUAAAUCAAACAGUACCAGUGAUAAUAAAAAUGAAAACAAUUUCGAUUUAGCUCAUAUUGUGAAUGAUAUAGAUUAUAUGAGAACAAAUAAAAACAAUGAUAAUAUUAUAUAUGAUAAUUAUACGAAAUGUUAUUACAACAAAAACAAUAGUAUUAAUGGUAAUGUUACAACUAAUAAAAAUAUAAAUGGUGACAUAGGUGAUUUAAAUAGUCAUAAUAUAUCUAAUAAAAAAACAACAUAUUGUAAUAAGAAUACAGUCGAUUACAGCGAUAAAGCUGGAAGAAAACUUCUUUAUUUGAUUAAAGGUUUAUCAACAGAAUAUGAAAAAGAAAAUGAAAAUAAGAAAUUACCGUGUGAUGAAUAUGUUGAUAAUGAAAAUAGUGAUACACUGAAUAUUAAUAAAAAUAAAAUUGAAGAAAGAGGCUUACAUCUUCAGAAUGAAAUAAAUGCAAAAAAAGGAGGCGAAGCUAUUAUGAGCUUAUUAGGUUUAAAUAAGAAUAAUGAAUUGAAGGACGAUGAAAAAAAAAAAAAAAAAAAAGGGAAAAAUGCGAAUGGUAGUAUUAAUAAUAAUAACAAUAUUAUAAUAAAUUCUAAUUUAAAAAAAAAUGAAAGACAAAUUUUAUUAAAUAAUAAGGACAAUUCAAAUAGUAAAUUAUAUAAAUAUUAUAAAAAUAAUUAUGAUAGCAGUGAAGAGAUGUCAGUGAGUAAUAAAGAGGACACAAAAAGUAAGGAAUUAUUAAAUAAAAACUCAUUUGAAAAUUAUAAAGACAAAGACAAAGAAAAAUUAAAUAAUUGUGAAGAUGAACAAAUAACUUCCUUAUUAGAUAUCAUUAAAUUAAAAUCAGAUAAAAUAAGUAUGAAUAACAAUAAUAAUAAUAAUAAUAAUUCAGAAAAUGAUAUAUUAAAUUCAUAUAAUACCGAUUCGUAUAAUGUUUUGUUAAAGAUGCAGAAUAAAAUAGAAAGUGAUGAUAAAAAAAUAAUUAACAUAUUAGAUAGUAAAAAAAAUAUUAAAAAAGAUAAUUAUACAAAUUCUUUGGAUAAUAAAGAUCAAAUGAAAUAUAAUAAUAAUACUUAUGAUGGUCAUAAUAACAAUAAGUUUAACGAUGUAGAUUAUAAAAAUAAAAGUAUAACAUUAAAUCGGAAUGUCAUACGUAAUAUAAUUAAAGAAACAUUACAAUCAGAUGAAUUUGUUGAUUUAUUGUGGAAAAAAUUAACAAUGAACACAAAUUUUAUAUAA